Molecule: messenger RNA, 1194 nt
Organism: Linum tenue
Lineage: Eukaryota; Viridiplantae; Streptophyta; Magnoliopsida; Malpighiales; Linaceae
Source: the annotation of a GenBank genome assembly
UAACCAUUAAUGAGCAACCAACCAACUCCAUUGUUGCUUAUUAGCAGGAGAAAUGGAAUAAAGAAGAAGAAGAAGCCAUUAACAAGUCCUCUCCUCGAGAAUAGCAAAAAAAUAUUCUCAGCCACCAGAUUCAUAUAUAAUCCUCAACCGAUGAUGACGCCACUUUCCUUCAAUUUUCCCUCCACUCAUCAAUUUCCCUAAUUUUUCCCCACCCGCGAAGCAAUGCAGCUGCUCCAAACCCUAAUUCCGCCAUCCUCCUCACCCACCGCCGUUGCAGCGGCGCUACCUGUCGCUUUCGCCUCCUUUCUCGUCAUCUACAUCCUCGGUUACUCUUUGGUCUUCCGCCACUGGCCGUCCGGUGCUCGCUCCGAGGCUUCCAGCUGCCUGAUCUCUUUGUUUCACGGCACCCCGGCCGUGUUCCUUGCCUCCUUCGCAAUUUACUCCGACUCCGAUCGCGGGUUCGCAGCCACCAACACCCCCUUUCAAUCCGCCGUGCUUGAUUUCAGCGUUGCAUAUUUCUUCGUCGAUUUGCUCCACUACGUGUUCUUCUUCUCGCCUGGCGAUGCGCUCUUCAUCGGGCACCACUUGGCUACUCUGUUUGUGUUUCUCACGUGUCGGUACCUCGUCGGCCACGGCGCGUUCGCGAUAUUGACCCUCUUGGUCCUCGCUGAGGUCACCAGCUUUUGCCAGAACGUGUGGACGCUGGCCGGGGUGAGGAAGGGAGAUUCCAAGCUCGCCGCGAGGGUGUAUCGUUUGUUGUCCCCGCCGUUCUAUGCGUUCUACUCCGUCGUCCGUGGGGUUCUGGGGCCGGUGUUUAUGUAUAAGAUGGGGGAGUUUUAUUGGAGUGGGGUGGCAGAUGGUGUUGUCCCCAGGUGGGUUUGGGUUUCCUGGAUGGUGGUUGUGAUUGGCGCCAUCUCUGUUAGCAUCUUGUGGAUUAUCAACUUGUGGGUGGAAUUGUACAGAGAAAGGAAGGUGGAUGGUAGACUGGAGAAGAAGAAAGACAGGGUAUAUGAGAAUGGAGGAUUCAUUGUCAGAUAGGACGGUGCUAGGAACUUAUCUUGGUUUCUAUAACCUCAAGAAUCAGAAACUGGCCAUUUCCUUGUGAUAACUCUUAGGCUUGAUAAGCUGAAGAUGCCAGAUUGGAUACUGUCCGAUUUAUGAUGUUGCCUUUGCUAUCAAACGGAAGAUAACGUG